This is a messenger RNA of Pieris macdunnoughi, 1950 nucleotides long. The record is from the annotation of a GenBank genome assembly. NCBI's taxonomy places the organism in Eukaryota, Metazoa, Arthropoda, Insecta, Lepidoptera, Pieridae.
AUGGCGCGGGCGCGCUGCGCAACCAGGCUUCUUGAGAUCAUCACGUCGAAUGUCUUAUGUGUGAUCAUGUGGUCUAUGGCGCUGUUGAUUUGGAGCGGAGGCGCGGCGGCGCUGGCCAACUGCCCGGGCGGCUGCAGUUGCAACGACGACACACUGGUGGUUCUGUGCGAGGAGAGCCGCCUCGACGUGUUGCCUAUCGCGCUCAACCCCUCCAUCCAGCGGCUAAUCAUCCGCAAAAACAAGAUCAAGACUAUAGACGCAUCUUUGCAGUUCUACACUGAGCUGCAACACCUAGACUUAUCGCAAAACCUUCUCGUCAAUAUACCCCCGAAGUCGUUUUCGUUUCAGAAGAAAUUACAAGAGUUACAUUUGAAUCAUAACAAAUUAUCGUCCGUUUCCAACGCCACUUUCCAAGGACUGAACUCUCUCACUGUUUUAAACUUAAAAAACAACUUUUUAGAAGAGCUUACGAAUGGCGUUUUCACCACACUCCCGAGACUAGAAGAGCUCAACUUAGGGCAGAAUCGAAUAUCCAGAAUCGAUCCGAAUGCAUUUUCUGGACUAUCCGCGUUGAGGAUUCUUUAUUUAGAUGAUAACCAUUUGAGUUCAGUGCCGACCACGUCUUUUAGCCUACUAGGAAGCCUUGCCGAGCUACACGUGGGGCUGAAUGCGUUUUCCUAUCUACCAGACGAUGCUUUCGCCGGACUCAAUAGACUUGCCGUACUCGAUCUUAACGGAGCCGGUCUCUCGAAUAUUAGCGAGGAUGCUUUCAGAGAUCUUCCAGGUCUAAGAAGUCUGAAUUUAUUCGGUAAUGGUUUGACAGCGGUGCCCACAGAACAAUUGUCCAGUUUGACGCGGUUAGAAGAACUUUACUUGGGGCAGAAUGACUUUAUCGCUUUGGAAAUUCAUUCUUUCAAAGGCCUUAAGAACUUACGAUUAAUGGAUAUAACGGGUGCAACGCAGCUCGAGAGAACAAGUAAAGGCUCCUUUGAAGACAAUUUGAACUUGGAAACAAUUGUUCUAUCCAACAACAAGAAAUUGUCUAUCAUAGAAGAGGGGAGCAUGCUGGGCCUUCCUAAAUUGAGGCAUCUGUCGUUGCGAGACAACGCCAUUAUAGCUCUGAGCGAAACGACUUUUAUCGGUAAGGAGUUGAGGCAUCUGGAUUUGUCAGACAACCCGAUCUUCUGCGAUUGCCAACUGCUCUGGCUCCGGGACCUCUUAAACGACAAAAGCAAUUUUACACAAAUCCAAUGUGCGAGUCCCGAAAACCUUAAAGAUAAAUAUUUACGGACUCUCAACGCCGACGACCUGGGUUGCGUCCUACACGACUCGCGCCAGCAGACGAUCAUCUGCAUCAUCGUUGUGGCCUGCGUCGCGUCCGUCGCGACCUUAGUUCUAGUUCUGUACAGAUAUCGGAAGAGCAUGCAAGAAAAACUGAAGGACUACAAAUGGAACAAGGGAAGAAAAAACUUGGAUUAUCACAAGCCGAUCUCGACCGAGGAGGACUGCAUCCUAGAGCUUUACGCCUCGCCGAGCGUGUUCUUCAUGUCGGGCGGCCAGGGCUCCGUGCGCCGGCCGCCGCGCUCGGGCGGAGGCGGAGGCGGCGGGGGCACCCUGCCCGCCAGCGGCUUCACCUACGUCGGCAACAGGCAGCCGCUGACCCUCAACAACGGCGCGCCGGCGCCGCACCUCAACAACGGUUCGCUUCGCUCGUUGCCCGACAAGGGGAAGCGCAACGGAACGCCGUGCCGGCCGGACUUCAAGCGAAACCUCGACGCGCGCUAUUCGCGCAAGCAGGAAAACGGGUACCUGCGUCCCUUCGAAACCGUGCUGGGGCUGGGCCGAGGGCCGGAUCGCGACGCCGACUACGCCGAGCCCGAGUACUCCGUCAUCGCCGAGAGCUUCGCGCGAGACGACUACUGCUCGCACUCCAACACCUUCAACUGUUGA